AUGGCGGCCUCUAGCGAUUUCGCGUCUGCUAUGACCGGCCGGUCGCUCCGCAUGGUCCGGACAGAGCUGGAGUUUCUUGCCGACACCUCUGUGAUCACUCCCAGACAGCUCUCCUCCAUCCUCUCACAGCUUCCCGCCGACUCCGAUACCAGGGCAGUGCAGGCAUCGCCUCCCCGACAACUGGCCCAGCCAGUCCCUGUCCAGCCAGUUCAGGCACAGCCUCCUCCGGCUCCAUACACACCAUCCUACUCAUCUCCUACUCAACAAAUGGCCAAUGCGUCCGUUCACGAGAAAGCGGCAAUGCACAACCAAUACGCAAGCCCGCCUCCCCAGAACCAAUAUGCAAGCCCGCCUCCCCAGGCCCCGCCAGCCUACCCCCAAGUUCCGCCGAUCCUCGGUCUUGCCUCGGCCAUGUACGCAUACACACCUACCGACCCCGGUGACCUCGCCUUGCAGCCGCAGGACCGCAUUCAGAUUAUCGAGCACAUGAACGACGACUGGUGGCGUGGUCGCAACGAGCGCACUGGCCAGGAGGGUAUUUUCCCCCGGAGCUAUGUGAACAUCGUGAACGAGAAGAGCAACGUCUCUUCGCCCCCUCCGACCAACUAUGGCAAUAUGCCCCUUGAGGUUAGCCAGAGUGGUCAGCCCUCGAACCCCGAAGAUCCCAAACAGAACAAGUUCGAGGAAGGCGGUAAGAAAUUUGGAAAGAAGCUUGGUAAUGCCGCAAUCUUUGGUGCCGGUGCUACUGUUGGUUCCAACAUUGUGAACAGCAUUUUCUAG
This is a messenger RNA of Penicillium antarcticum, 780 nucleotides long. Its product is annotated as SH3 domain-containing protein. Gene Ontology annotation, molecular function: protein binding. Lineage: Eukaryota; Fungi; Ascomycota; Eurotiomycetes; Eurotiales; Aspergillaceae. The record is from RefSeq and is a predicted model, not a curated record. Gene Ontology annotation, biological process: protein transport to vacuole involved in ubiquitin-dependent protein catabolic process via the multivesicular body sorting pathway. The coding region runs from base 1 to 780 and encodes 259 amino acids. The transcript is spliced from 3 exons. Gene Ontology annotation, cellular component: ESCRT-0 complex.